Molecule: messenger RNA, 4310 nt
Organism: Austrofundulus limnaeus
Lineage: Eukaryota; Metazoa; Chordata; Actinopteri; Cyprinodontiformes; Rivulidae
Product: amino-terminal enhancer of split
Exons: 7
Coding region: 384-995 (203 amino acids)
Biological process (GO): negative regulation of canonical Wnt signaling pathway; regulation of DNA-templated transcription
Cellular component (GO): nucleus; transcription regulator complex
Molecular function (GO): protein binding; transcription corepressor activity
Source: RefSeq, a predicted model, not a curated record
UUCUGGCCACACGGGGCGCCCGCUCUUCCCCUGCUCGGUUUGUGUUCCGGGUGAUGUUGCUCUUUCCUUCAAGCGGCAGAGCAGAGGAAAGUCAGGGGCUUGUGUGUGUCAACAUCCAGGAUCUUCACCACCACCCCUGGGAGGUGUAGCAUUAUUAUUCCGAAACACGCCGUCGUUACCCUGAAGAGGCAUUUUCUUUUCGUUAAGCCUGCGACCGAAAAGACUGUCCACGACUCUCGCCGCUUUAGUCUCAAUUUAAAAGGAUGACUGGGUUCAAAUAGCGUCUCCAGUUAUUUAAUCAUAUCUGGAGACCUGGCUAGCUUAGUUAGCUGACCUGGUAGUUCGUUUUAGGCCAAGGAAACACGACAAGACGCGCUGCUGACAUGAUGUUUCCUCAAUCCAGGCACUCGGCGUCAUCUCAGUCCAGUCAAGCUCUGAAGUUCACCACGUCUGACUCUUGUGAUCGGAUCAAGGAUGAGUUCCAGUUCCUCCAAGCACAGUACCACAGUUUGAAGUUGGAGUGUGAUAAACUGGCCUCUGAAAAGUCAGAGAUGCAGCGUCAUUACAUCAUGUAUUAUGAAAUGUCCUACGGUCUGAACAUUGAAAUGCACAAACAGGCUGAAAUAGUGAAGAGGCUGAAUGGGAUCUGUGCUCAGGUGCUGCCUUACCUGUCACAGGAGCACCAACAGCAAGUCAUGGGUGCCAUCGAGAGAGCCAAGCAGGUCACACCUCCGGAGAUGAACUCCAUCAUACGGCAACAGCUUCAGGUGCAGCACCUGUCCCAGCUGCAGGGCCUGACCCUGCCAGUGACCCCGCUGCCCCUGGGCCUCACCCCGCCCUCCCUGCCUGCCGUCUCCUCCGGCUCUGGCCUGCUCUCCCUCUCCUCCAUCCUGGCCAACUACUCCCACGGUCAGCCGCAGGCCGCCAAGGAGGACAAGGCCAGAGACGCUGCGGAGCGAGCGCCCAGAGGAGAGGACGGGGACAAGUCCGACUAGCGCACGGCACAGUUGAGGUGGAGGGGAUGAGGGUGGGUGUACGGUGUGGAGUUUCAGAGGAAAGAUUGGCUGUAAGCUGGUGUUGGUGCGGAGCGAGGACACAGCCGAAUCUUUAGGAUGUGCAAAAGAUCCUCAAAGACUGAAACUGGAAGUUAUCGUUCCUGUUAUUUAGUGGUCAUAGACCCAGUUCAAGCAUUAAGAUUUAUAAUAGAUGUUUUUUUUUUUUCUUUUUAGUGUGUAAGCCAUUAUUGUUUGGUCAACCAGUAUAAAUAUCCCAUUUGGAGUGUGAGUCGAGCUUGAAAGGAUAACAGCAGAUUCCUGUGCUCGUGUCUGCUGCAGGUUUAUUUUCCUGAAUUCACUUUGUUUCUUUCUACAACCUGGUUGUGUCUCAGUGGCUGCUGUGUGCCAGUCACAGUAAAUAAGAUACUUCUUCAGUCAUUUUCCCCCUCGUGAUUAGGAAAAUACGUUUUGUCACAUCAGUCCCAGUAUGAAAAAAGUUGUCCGAAGCCGUUUGGUUAAAACAAACGAGCUACUUUUCGAGCCAAAAUAAAGUUUAGUUUGAUGUAAAAAUUAGACGUUUUGAAGUUCUACCUUAUCUGUUCCAGUACACAGUAAAAUACUCAGUUUCCAUUGUAAUGGGCUUAAAGCUGGUGCUGCUUUAAACAGCUUUUAAUGAGCUUGUUAAAGCUCUGAAAACACAUUUGAAUUUAUUUUAAUUAGCUUUUAUGGGUGUAAAUACUAUCAGGCCUGAAAUAGUGUUCUGAGAGCGUGUGACAGCAAAACAAAACAUUAACUUUUUUUAAUAUAUAUAUUUCAACCCUCCUCUUUUUGCCCCAUUUGUCAUAGUGAUGGUCUCAUCUUAGCUAAAACCUGAACAUAAUCUUAUUUUUCUGCCUUCAGGUUUACGCAGUCUUAGAUUAGUGUGACUGUCUGAAAAAAAUGCAGCAGUGUUCAAACUUAGACAACAGAAAAUUGCCGCCCAAGCAAACAUGUCUUUUUGACAAAAUAAAACAACAACAUACAUUAAAACAAACUAUAGUGCACAAAUUGCAGCGAUUCGCCCACCUGUAAACAACCCAAAAUUAAUCCUGAUCUCAGCUCAGGCCUUCAGGAAGUGAACGGUCCGUUUGAAGCUGAAGCUCUGGAACACGUAGGAAAAUAAAGCAGCACAGUGUUGCAGCUUGAUCCAUUCAGACAGAGCUUUAAAACUAAAUCACUGUUUUGGUCACUGAUUUAAAAGUUUAUAAGGACUAGGGCUGCAGAAUAUAUAGAAAGUUUAUCAUCAUCGUGAUAACAGUCUGUGUAAUGUGCAUAUCGCAAAAAACUGCAUAAACUGCAAUAAACGGCUGGAUCAAAAGUUUGCAUUGAAGGGUUUUGUCACUCAGACAGAAGCUUGAAAUAUUUCACCAAUCAAAAGUAUUCAUGUAUUUGGCCAAUUGGAUGGAUCUCUUCAUAGUUAAAAAAAAAUCAUGCUGGAACGGAAAUGAUUAUUUAUGUUUUUCUGUGUUUUUGCUGUAAACCCAGAGCAGAAAGGCAUUACAUACUUACAUCGCAAGUUUUCCUGAUCUCAUUCAACCCUAAUAGGACAUGAAUCAUUGGCUGGGUUUGUGGUGUUUUGGUGGCAGAUUUGCUCGAAAUGUAACGUACCAUCAAGUGUCACGUAAGGAGACAUGUAGUCAGCCAUUUGAUAGACACCCGCACCCCUGAGAAGGGAAAACAAAACUUAAAACAUAAAGCAAAUCUUUAAGCAUGUAUAUUACAAUAUAAUCUCCCAGCAAAAACUGGUAAUUACCUAUAAGUUUUUUUAUUUAUUUUUUUAUUGUCAUCAAAUAAUGAUAUUAAACAGCAGGCGACUCCAGCCACUAUGAAGCGAUUCAUUCAGCUUGUAGUUUCAAGCUGCUCGUUAUACUUUUGGCCACAUGAUGGCGCCAAAUUGGACCUUGUAGAUAAGCUCCUAAUGUAGCCUUUUUAGGCAACAACCUUCAGAAAAGCUUCAUUCUGCUCUGCUCACUACCUUCAGUCACUCGAGGUUUGUGGAGAUGAUCUCAGAAACAGCACUUACAAAAAGCACGUUAUUGGUAAACUUUAACCCUUUCAGCUUGUUCUUUAAUAUACUGACAUGUUUUAAACAUUGACUUUUGUGCUCCAAAUGCGAGCCUCUACAGAUGUGACAGGGUGUGGGGUGGACGGUUGUGGGCCUGUAUGAAAACAUCAUAGAACCAGAAGUUUCGGCUUGAUUUCUCAGUUUGAUGUUAAUUGUUUCCUCCCUCAGUGCAUCACACAAAAGAAUUCAAUUUAAAAAAGAAAAUGGCCAAACAAUUCCUGGAACAGAAAUUUGUGUGUAAAAUGCGCACAUUGCAAUUAUUUUGGCACUUACUUUUUAAAUUUAUUUUUGAAAGUCAGCAAGUGGGAUGUUUGUUGCUUAAAUAAUUGUGGGUUUUUUUUUUUUUUUUUUUUUUUUUGUUUUUUGUUGUAUUUUACCUGCAAAAACAUGAUGCACAUGGGGUUUGUUUGCAUGUCAGGUUGAUUUGGGCAGCAGUGCUCUCUGUCUGAGGAUGAAGUUAGGAAGGGUUGUGUACAGAAAGCAUCUAAAAAUGGGUCCAAAUCAGUCUUUUUGUUUUGUUUUGUUUUCCUCUCUCUCUGUAUUUCUUCUUCACUGUCAACCUUCUGUACUGUAAGUUCUUUCAACUCUGAGCGACUGAGAUCAACGUCAGAAAGUUGUCCUUCAUGUGUUUAAUUUGAGAAGCACUUAAGAUGUGUCUCGGUGCAUUUUUAUCCUUCUAGAGUGGGAUUAGUGGGUGAAAUGUUUGAUUUUGACUUAAUGUGCGAGAACUCCAAACGCAGACGUUAAACUCUUUGGCCAAUCUCAGACAUGUGAAAGGUUCCUGCAUUUUUUUUUUAUUUUAUUUUAUUUUUGCUGUGAAGGGGAAAAUUUGUACACAUGUGGAUAUAUCAAUAUACAUAUUUUUUAAAAGCAUUUUUGUAUGUUUCAAAGCUGCUUUUUAAAUGUGUGCGUAUCAUGAAAGACUGGUGUCGUGAGUGCGAGCAUUACAAGCCUAAAGGCACAAUGUUUGUUUGUUUUCUCUUCUACUCUCUUCCUAGGUUGUAAAAUGUAACAUUCAUUCUAGGUUUGUAUAUGUUUUUACUUUUUAAUUUGUGCUAAACUGUUUUAAAUGUGUUUAUGAACACAUUUUAAAAUACCUUGGACAAAAAAAAUGAUGUAAGCAACUGUGUUACUCGUGAGAAUGAAUCAACCUUUUAGCAGUAAGGAAGCUCCUCUGGUGCCUUACAAAUAAAAGUUGUGAUUAAAAGUGA